Molecule: messenger RNA, 1046 nt
Organism: Scomber japonicus (chub mackerel)
Lineage: Eukaryota; Metazoa; Chordata; Actinopteri; Scombriformes; Scombridae
Gene: frzb
Product: frizzled related protein
Exons: 8
Coding region: 60-1004 (314 amino acids)
Biological process (GO): non-canonical Wnt signaling pathway; canonical Wnt signaling pathway
Cellular component (GO): cytoplasm
Molecular function (GO): Wnt-protein binding
Source: RefSeq, a predicted model, not a curated record
AGACUUCACCGGAGCACCGACAGCCGCUGCCGAAGCCUCCUGACCGGACCGGACCAGACAUGCUCUCCCCAGGACUCUCCGUGUCUCUGCUGGCCGUGUCCUGCGCGCUGUGGCCGGCUGCGGUCCAAGCGGCGUCCUGCGAGCCGGUGCGGAUCCCUCUGUGCAGGUCCAUGCCGUGGAACAUGACCAAGAUGCCCAACCACCUCCACCACAGCACGCAGGACAACGCGGUGCUGGCCAUCGAGCAGUUUGAAGGACUGCUGGGUACUGGCUGCAGUCCGGAUUUGCUCUUCUUCCUGUGCGCUAUGUAUGCUCCCAUCUGCACCAUCGACUUCCAGCACGAGCCCAUCAAACCCUGCAAGGCAGUGUGCGAGCGCGCAAAGUAUGGCUGCGAGCCAGUUAUGAAGCGCUACAACCACAGCUGGCCCGACAGUCUGUCCUGCAGCGAGCUGCCGCUGUAUGACCGCGGAGUCUGCAUCUCACCUGAGGCCAUCGUCAAGGCAGAAGGGCCAGAUCCAUACAACCAGGACCCAGCCAGAUGUAACCCAGAAUCCAGUCCAGACUUUCCCAUGGACUCCAACAACCUCCACUGCAGAGGACCCAAUGGAGAUCGCUGCAGAUGCAAGCCAAUCAAAAUGGGUUUGAAAACUUAUCUGAAGCACAACUAUAAUUACGUGAUCAGGGCAAGGGUGAGGGAGGUGAGGAAUCGUGGUCUGGAGCCCACGGCAGUGGUGGAGGUGAAGGAGGUGCUCAAGUCUUCCCUGGUCAACAUUCCCAAGGAGACGCAGACACUCUACUACUCUUCCUCUUGCCUGUGUCCUACUCUGUCUCCUGGAGAAGAGUACCUCAUUAUGGGCUAUGAGCAUGAGGAGACAUCCAGAUUGCUCCUGAUCGACGGCUCCAUUGCUCAAAAGUGGAGGGACAAAAUGGGCAGGAAGGUCAAGAGGUGGGAUCAGAUCCUGCAGGGAAAAGGCAGAGGAGCUCAGCGCCGGAGUCGCCACUGAGAUCUGAGACCUGACUCUGUGCUCUGUGUGUGUGUGUGUGUG